This is a messenger RNA of Fonsecaea nubica, 1332 nucleotides long. RefSeq lists its product as hypothetical. The coding region runs from base 1 to 1332 and encodes 443 amino acids. The record is from RefSeq and is a predicted model, not a curated record. Gene Ontology annotation, cellular component: nuclear membrane; nuclear envelope. NCBI's taxonomy places the organism in Eukaryota, Fungi, Ascomycota, Eurotiomycetes, Chaetothyriales, Herpotrichiellaceae. Gene Ontology annotation, biological process: nuclear envelope organization; lipid homeostasis. The transcript has 2 exons.
AUGGCGUUUCGCGGUACAGAAAGUUUCAUGGAUUUUGAAUGGCAAGGCCACGGUCCUCUUGAUCCCACCUCUCCCUACCACAAACGUGUUGUCGAGAUGCAGGCCAAAAAGCGAACUCAUAGCGAAUUCGGGUCCCCUGAGAAACCAGCAAUUCCAACGCUCCGCGAACCCAACAACCAGCCCUUUUUCUUCUCAGAUGCCCCGGCGCCGCCACCUGAGUCGUCCCCUUUUCGAAAUCCCUCGUUUACAACCCCGCGAAAACCAUUCGACAUCGACUUUUCAUCCCCUCCUGAGAAUUCCUCGCCCCUGGCAGCGACCGAGAAUGAGGACACCCCAGAUGUAACUCCGCUCCCCAUAGAGUUCAAAAGCAGCCCCUCAAAAACGGAGAACAAGCGAAACUCAUUGUUUGGGUUAUACGGCAGAUUUGCACCAAGUCCGGGAAGAGGAGAGAUCAGAAAGCCUACGAGUGAUGCUGUCGCGAGACGAAUCCACAAGAAGCGCCGGCGUGCUCAGCAAUUUGACAGACAACUGGUGGUCGGGAGAAAGGGUUCUUUAGACGAUAGUGACGAUGAGAGCGCCCCCAGUCCGACCGAACCAGAGCCUAAAAAGCCGCCCGUGGAAGAAGUAGGAUGGAUCACUGGCCUGUUCACCUUCAUCCACACGUAUCCUGACGCACCUUCUAUCAUCGCCAAGUACCUCCAGGUUUUCUUCAAUGCUGCAAUACUUGGUGGUUGUCUGUAUAUGUUUUGGGCAUUCUACGCUACCAUCCAGGCAGAUGUAGACCGCGCCAGCGAGGAUGCAAUGGCCGAAGUGCUAGCGGAAAUGGCGGCCUGCUCCAAGAACUUUAUCGAAAAUCGAUGUGCCGCCGACACUCGGCUACCAGCUCUGGAAGCUGUGUGCAGCAAUUGGGAGUUGUGCAUGAAGCGGGAUCCUAGUGCUGUGAAACGGGCGAGAUUGAGUGCACAUACAUUCGCCGAAAUCUUCAACAGCUUCGUCGAGCCCAUCAGCUUAAAAACCAUGAUCUUCACCAUCACACUGGUUGUGGUGGGCUUGGUGGUCAACAAUGCGACGUUUACCCUAUAUCGACGCCAGCAAGAGAACCAGAAUGUCUAUAGAGCACCCUCUGGAGCAUACGUGCAUCCACAGCAACAUCCUGCACACAUGGGGCAAUUUACACUUCCCCCGGCUGCAUCGUAUGCACAACAGCCUUAUGUGGGCUGGCACGGUGAUCCUGGCUUCGUCGGGCAGCAACAGUUGGAAUAUCCUCGGAGCCCCAGUAAAGAGCAUCGAGCACGAAGCAGAAGUCCAGAGAAGAAGAGAAUUCAACUCUGA